Messenger RNA from Ostreococcus lucimarinus CCE9901, 1155 nucleotides. RefSeq lists its product with no specific name. The transcript has a single exon. NCBI's taxonomy places the organism in Eukaryota, Viridiplantae, Chlorophyta, Mamiellophyceae, Mamiellales, Bathycoccaceae. Bases 44 to 1153 code for a protein of 369 amino acids. Gene Ontology annotation, molecular function: protein binding; protein serine/threonine phosphatase activity; cation binding. Gene Ontology annotation, biological process: protein dephosphorylation. The record is from RefSeq and is a predicted model, not a curated record.
GACCGGUGCGAGUCGAGGAGCGACGUACGUGGCGUCGCUCGGGAUGGAUGAGUUCACCAUAGGGCGCGGUAGGAUGAAUGGAUUCGUCGUGGAGAGCUCGGAGGUUUCGACCGUGCACGCCAAGGUGAGAUGGAACGGCGUGGCGUGGACGAUGCGGGAUCUAGGUUCGCUGAAUGGCACGCGCGUGAACGGAAUGACGAUAUCAGAGUCAGUGCGCACGCCCGGAGGGUGGCGAAAAAUCACGCACGGUGAUGUCAUCAAGCUGGGCGAGCGAGACUCGAGUCCGCGAGUAUCCGUACACUUUUUCAGAGACGUCUCGAUCGAGGCGAACGCGGCGCUGGCGUUACAAGCAGUCGUUCGCGCCGAAGGAUCGAAGCCUAUGAAGUCAGAGGAUCGAAUUCUUGUGGAAUGCCCUCUGCGCGGGAACCCAUCCGUGGGGUUAUUUUGCGUUUUCGACGGGCACGGCGGGCAAGAAGCCGCGGAGCGCGCGAGGCAGCUCUUUCCGGAGGUGCUCGCGCGACGCUUGGGAGGUAAGGUUCCCGGCGGCGAGGGCGCAAGAGAACUUUUGGAGGCAGCUUUCAUAGAAAGCGACGAAACAAUGGCGGUAGAGUACGAAGGGUGCACGGCAAGCGUCGUAUUAGUGUGGAAGAAUGAGAAAACCGGUGGGUUGAUGGUGCAAGCCGCAAACGUGGGUGAUUCGAGUGUUGCCCUCGGUCGAGUGCCCGUACCGAAAGGACAGCACCACGGUGCAAGAUAUCUCACGCCCGAACACAAAGUGCGCCAUGAAGAGGAGAAGAAUCGUCUCAAUGAAGCCGGCGCUGAUUUACCACCUGAGGCUACUCGACUUUACGGCUUGGCGUUAUCUCGCGCUCUCGGCGAUAAAUUCCUAAAGGAUCAAAAGGUCGGCCUCAUCGCGCACCCGUUCGUGAGUGAAGUGCUGCACAUCGAAGGUAAUUCGAACGACAGCGUGCUGACGAUAGCGAGCGACGGGAUAUGGGAUGUUCUCACUCCGAAAGAUGUUUACGACACCAUGCACGAGGCUGACGGUUGCUUACACACGUCGUGUCAAAGUUUAAUCCUCAAUGCGCGCCGCCGAAGAAGCGUCGACGAUAUAAGUAUCGUCACUGUACGCUUGAGUCUCGAAUCUACUUAGGC